Molecule: messenger RNA, 2054 nt
Organism: Sphaerodactylus townsendi
Lineage: Eukaryota; Metazoa; Chordata; Lepidosauria; Squamata; Sphaerodactylidae
Gene: REN
Product: renin
Exons: 9
Coding region: 45-1340 (431 amino acids)
Biological process (GO): angiotensin maturation
Molecular function (GO): aspartic-type endopeptidase activity
Source: RefSeq, a predicted model, not a curated record
CACAGCUCUGGAGUGAAGGUUCCCACAUCAAGAGCAGCAUCACAAUGCAGCACGAAUGUACAUUUGUGGUGGUUGCCUGCUUCCUGUGCUUAUCCAGCAAUGCCUUCCAAAGGAUUUCACUCAAGAAAAUGCCCUCAAUCCGACAGACCAUGCAGGAGAUGGGUGUGAAAGCAUCCGAAGUCUUCUUGUCACUGAAGCAUGCUGAACACUCUGUUGGCAUGGGGCCCCAUAACAAAACAGCACCUACCAUCCUUACCAACUACCAGGAUGUGCAGUAUUAUGGUGAAAUCCUAAUUGGUACACCAGCCCAAACCUUCAAAGUAGUCUUUGAUACUGGUUCUGCAAACCUUUGGGUGCCAUCAUACAAAUGCUCUCCAUUGUUCAGUGCUUGUGUUUCACACAACCGCUAUGACUCCUCAGUAUCAAGCACAUACCUUGAAAAUGGAACCAAAAUUGCAAUCCAAUAUGGACAAGGAAACAUGAGGGGUUUCCUUAGCCAGGACAUUGUCACAGUUGCUAAUAUUCCUGUUUUCCAAGAGUUUGCAGAAGCCACAGCACUAACCAACGAUCCCUUCAUCUAUGCCAAGUUCGAUGGGGUGCUUGGUAUGGGAUAUCCCAGCCAAGCCAUAGAUGGUGUUAUUCCAGUGUUUGACCGGAUUAUCUCUCAGAAGAUCCUGAAGGAGGAAGUGUUCUCUGUCUACUACAGCAGAAAUUCUCAGUCAAACACUGGGGGAGAAAUCAUCCUCGGGGGCAGCGACCCCUCUUACUAUACAGGGAACUUCCAGUAUCACAGAAUUAGCAGGAAAGGUUACUGGCACAUUGACCUUCAAGGGGUAGUUGUAGGAGGGGAAAUGUUGUUCUGUCAAGAUGGUUGUACAGCAGCUAUAGACACUGGGACUUCCUUUAUUACUGGUCCUGCUAGUUCCGUGUCGGUCUUGAUGAAAGCCAUUGGAGCUACCUUGAUUUCAGAAAAAGAUGCACACCCUAUACACUCAGUGGUUCUGCCUAUGUCCUCCAGCAUUCGAGUUAUGGGAGUGGUCUAUGUGUUGUGGCUUUCUCAGCUUUUGACAUCCCUCCUCCACUGGGCCCCCUGUGGGUUCUGGGUGCCAGUUUCAUUGGAGAGUACUACACUGAAUUUGACCGGAAACACCACCGGAUUGGUUUUGCCAAAUCCCUCUGACACUAGGAGAAUCCAAAUUUGGAUCAUGUUGUAUGUAGAGGACAGACUAUUUAAAACUGUGAAAGAUGAUAGCUUAAUAAUAUAUUGCUGCAAAUCCAUGAAGACAUUGUGUCAAUAUGUGUGUAAAACCUUUUGCAUUAUUUUGUUACAUAAGCAAUGAUAAUAUCUUGUCACAGAAUCCUCAGAUUUCACUGUCCUCUUUCCCUGUUAUCAACUGAACUCAGAUAGUUGAAAAGUUAUACACCCUUUAAUCUGAUAAAUUCUGUCCUGCAAAACAGAAUGUCUACUGAAUACUUUUCACUUUUCUAGCAGAGUAUGUUGCCAAGAAGUGGUCAUCUUCUGUGACAUGUUAAUAAUUGCCCUGGAUUUUUAUAGUUAUUCACAUCAAUACAAAAGCUUCAGGGUGGGGUUAGCACUACAUACCACACUGUCUUACUGGUAUCCAGCUGUGGUACUGUAAGGCUAGAUACUGACUGCCAACAGAUACUGACCCCUCCAAAAAAAAUAUUUGAAAGGUGAUUAUAUCUAUAUUUAUGAAAGUUGUUCAACCUAGCCAUCAGGCUUUCUCCUAAAUGACCUGGGAAAUUACAGUUUUGUGAGAGUGCUGGUAAAAGAGAUACCGUUUCACAUCACUACAAUUUUCAGAGUCCUUGACCUGUUACAUGUCCCAGGUGGAUUCCGCACAGCAUAAAUAUAACAUCUUUAGGACAUUAUAAAAAGUUCUCUUCCCCAAAAUAACUUCAGCCCAUUUUAUUUCUCUCAACCCAGAUUUUUCAAAAAUUGCUAAACUAGCAAUCUCCCCUCCCCACCAGGACAUUUCCUACCUGCUGAGCGAACCCAAAGCAGGCAGGAAACACCUUUUCUCCUGCUCAAA